Diabrotica virgifera virgifera (western corn rootworm) is the source of this 4570-nucleotide messenger RNA. RefSeq lists its product as uncharacterized. The transcript has a single exon. The record is from RefSeq and is a predicted model, not a curated record. Gene Ontology annotation, biological process: mitochondrial respiratory chain complex IV assembly; mitochondrial respiratory chain complex I assembly. NCBI's taxonomy places the organism in Eukaryota, Metazoa, Arthropoda, Insecta, Coleoptera, Chrysomelidae. Gene Ontology annotation, cellular component: mitochondrial inner membrane. Bases 309 to 719 code for a protein of 136 amino acids.
CAUUCUGCGUUUAAUUUUUUCAAAAAUACUUGAAAAAAAUUUAAUGCGUUUAAACCACAUUGGCGCGAAAGUAGUAGUUGCAUUACAAGUAGUUCACUUACGUAGACGGAUAGAGAAAUAAAAAUAAAUAGUUCUUUUUUUAUAGCCAAGAAAUAACAGAAGUAGAAGUAGAACAUAACCUAAAAAUUUCAUUGUUUACAGUGUAGAUUCUUAAUUACAAGAGUAAUUAAAUUACGAUUAAAAGUACAUAGUUGAUUCCGAACUAAAUGUUGAUAAAACAAUAAUAACUUUAUUGAAUUUUAUUAAAAAUGCCUCCUGUAAGUAAUAUGACCCUAGUUAAAAUCGCCGCUUUAGGUGGUUUUGCAACUGUCACUAUGGCAAUUUUGUACAAAAAUAGAUUGAGUUACAAUGUAUCACAAACUGAAUUCUAUAAAGACGCACUAAAAACAUUAAGAAGCCACAAGGGAGCUGUUAGUUUGUUGGGCGAACCGAUUAGAGACAGAGAUGUAGAUGUAUCAGAUAUGGCAACAAAUUUUGUAAAAGACAACACCGCACAAUAUAAGGUACCCCUGAAAGGAAGCAAACAAAAUGGGCAUCUGUAUUUUUGGGCUUUGAAAAAUGUUGACAAAUGGGAUGUUACAAGAAUGGAAUUGGAGCUAGAUAAUGAUUCUUCAAAAAGACUUGUUAUUAAAUCAUCUAAUGAAAAACGUGAUUCUUAAAGCUUAGAAUUUGCUUGUAUAUUAACACCUUGGCUGCGUUUAGAGAUAAUUGUAAACUUACAUUUGAGUUUUUUACAAGGCAUGUACGUCCCAUAGUGAACCUUUGCCACAGAGUGUUACAACACACUUGACACAACCAACCGUUAAUGUAAUACUAGGUCUAUUUGUCUCCUGACGCAGCCAACCUGUUAACAACUUCACUGUCCCAAUGGAAACAUUGAAUAACAGGAGUCUACCUCAUCCAAAGCUUUUUCUAUUAUUUCAACUACCUUUGAAUCAUAUUUGAUUCAUGGAUGUUUGUAUUAGGGACAGAUUUAGUUCUUUGAAUCAUACAUACAGUGGACUCACCCUAUAAGAAACAUGAAUAUUAUAUAACGAGGUACACUAGAUGUCCCAUGAAAUUUUUAUUGGAUAUCGAUGGCUUAGUGUGAAAACCUCGUAUCUCAAUUUUUUUCGAAAAUGACAUUUUGGUGAUUUUUGUUUGAAAACCUUGUAUCUCACCAUUUACAACUGUUAGAAAAAAUCCAAAUACAGUAGACUAUUUUCUACAGCCGAAAAAAGAAACCACGUAUAUCAAUUGCUCUCUUGAUUUAGUGUGAAUACCACGUAUAUAAAACCAAGAAUUUGGUACUUACUUUGAAGUGUUUGUUUGAGAGAUUCUACUUGGAGAAGUGUUUUUUGUGAACAACAAAAUGUAGUCCGGCAUGUAGAAACAUUUUAUGAACCUUAAAUCAAAAGAUUUGUAUUGUAUCGACCUAGUAUUUGGAGGUGUGCAAUAAGCUAUGAAAAAUGAAAACCUCGUAAAUAAUAAUAAACACAACCUCAUUUGAGAUGAAAAACACGUAUAUCAAGAUAUACCUACGAGGUUAUCAUAGUUACUUGGGCAAAGGCUCUAUAUACUGCAAGGAUAUUUACGUGUUUUUCAUAGUUAAUAUUUGUAUUUCCAAUUUAAUAGCGAUAUUUGACACUUUUAGCUCUGGGCCAAUAUCAGAUAUUUGUCUCAAUGUGCUCGACUUAAAAAUAUGUAACGUAAUUUUUGUUUUUAUGUUAUAUUAUGCUGAAAAUCAGUUUUUUGCCUCUCCUGUAAAAUUGUCAUUUAAUGAGAUAUGAGGUUUUCAUACUAAGCCAUUGAUAUGUUUCUUUACCUGUUUUUAGAGCAGUAAUGGCUAUAAAUAAAUACCCCAACUGCCUAUACAGGGUGAGGCAGAUAAAGGGCCUAUUAGAAAUAUCUCGAGAACUAAAGCUAAGAGAAUCAUGAAAAUUGGAAUACAGGGGUUUUGAGGUAUGAACUAUUUAAUGAAAAUAUUUUGGUCUCUGCUACUUCCGGUUAUACCAGAAGUUGAUUGUAACUUCGUUUUUUUAAAUGGGACACCCUGUAUAUUUUUACAAUUUUGGAUUCUGCUCGAUGUCUUCUUUCUUAAAAUAUGAGGUUUUGUAAUAUUAUACAGGGUAGUUUAAAAGAUAAUUACGGUUUUUUAUAAAUUGUGUAGCAAACUUCACACCCUGUAGAAUUGUACUGAUUUGAUAUUAAAAACUCCAUUUAUGUUCAAGUGAUUUUUAAUAUAGUGUAUUAUUAUCAAAAAUUAAUAAUAUAGCAAAAUGUUUCAUUUUAGUAUACAGGGUUGGUCGAAACUCAGAAUGAAUAUUUUCUGAGUUUUCUUAAAUGGAACACCCUGUAUUUUUGUAUUGUAAUGAAAUAAGAUUUUAUAGUACUUUUUUAUUUCUUAACCGUUCCCUAUACCUAACUGCUUUGAUUUUUAAGUUAUUCGUAUUUCUUUAAGACAUUAAUUGCAACAAAAGUACGUGAAAUUUUAUUAGGUUUGCCGUGAAAAUAUUCAAUCAUAAAUAAUUUUUCGAAAAUAAACACAUAUUGAUCUCAACUGACCCUUAAUUUAUUCAUACUGGUUGAUAUAUCAAAAUACCUACGUAUUUAAGAUUGUUGGUGUGUUUAAUAUUAAUAAAAACAUACAAUAUUCUAUCUAGUUGGCUAUGACUUGGACACUAAAUAUGCUUAGACAUUUGCUUUGCUUAAACAUUCUACUAUUUUUGAAGUUCCAGUUGCUUUGCUGCCAUUACUACUUAAUAUGAAUUUAUCUAAUGAGAAACUGAUUCAGAUGUUUUUUGUUCUAGGAGAGUAAAACAAAUAAAAAUGUGUUAUUAGCAAUAAGAAUUUAUCCUCAGCAAUUCCAUGAUAGAUGAUAACCAAAAAGAGAAACUUCUCAAAAUUUACUAGAGCGGUUUCGACGAACUGGACAUAUAGAUUACGAAAAAUUUGAUCGAACAAAAACUGUUGUAAAUGAUUAAAAUGAAUUAAAUCUUAGUGGCACUGAGAAUCUGCAUAUUAGUAUGAACGUUCUCGUAAUCUAAGUGUCUAGUACGUCGAAACUAUUCUAGUAAACUUUAAAAAGUUUCUCUUCCUGGUUGUCGUCGAUCAGGGAGUUGCAGAUGAUAAAUUCUUAUUGGUAGUAGUACAUUUUUGUUAUACUCUCCUAGAACAAAAACUUUACUAAUCAGUUCCCCAUUACAAAAUUUAUAUUAGUAAUGGUAACAAAGCAACUGGAACUAUAAAAAUAAUGUAAUGUCUAAUGUUUAAUCAAGUUUAGUGUCAAAGCCAUAGCCAACUAGGUAGAAUAUUGUUUGUUUUUAUUAAUAUUUUAUGCACCAACAAUCUUAACAACGUGCAUUUUUGGUAUCUCAUCCAAUAUUAAUAAAUUAAGGAUAAUUCUAGAUUGACAUGUAUUUAUUUUCAAAAAAAUUUUCAUGAUUUAAUAUUUUCACGGUAAACCUAAUACAAUUUCACGUAAUUUUUGUUGCAAUUAAUGUUUGUCUUAAAGAACUACGAAUAACUUACAAAUUAAAGCAGUUAGGUAUAGGGAAUGCUUAAAAAAUAAAAAAGUACUAUAAAAUAUUUCAUUACAGUACAAAAAUACAGGGUGUUCCAUUUAAGAAAACUCAGAAAAUACUCAUUCUGAGUUUCGACCAACCCUGUAUACUAAAAUUAAAUAUUUCGCUAUAUUAUUAAUUUUUGAUAAUAGUAGACUAUAUUCAAAAUCACUUAAACAUAAAGGAAGUUUUUGAUAUCAAAUCAGUACAAUUCUACAGGGUGUAAAGUUUGCUACAAAAUUUAUAAAAAACCGUAAUUAUCUUUUAAAUUACGCUGUAUAAUAUUACAAAACCUCAUAUUUUAAGAAAGAAGACAUCGAGCAGAAUCCAAAAAUGUAAAAAUAUACAGGAUGUCCCAUUUAAAAAAACGAAGUUACAAUCAACUUCUGGUAUAACCGGAAGUAGUAAAGAGACCAAAAUAUUUUCAUUAAAUAGUUCAUACCUCAAAACCCCUGUAUUUCAAUUUUCAUGAUUCUCUUACCUUUAGUUCUUGAGAUAUUUCUAAUAGGCCCUUUAUCUGCCUCACCCUAUAUAUAGAAAUGCCCAACAUGUGUGUUAUUAUCGAGGCCAGUGCUGUAAUAAAUUCCACCGCCUGUAAUAAACUUCUUUCUGUUUAUCUAUCGACUGAUAUUGAAUAUUGUAGGCUAUUGUAAUUUACAACUUACGAUGGCUAAGUCUCAUUGUUCAUGUCGACCAUCGACACCAAAUAAAUGACGUAAGAGGCUCAAAACAUUUCAUUAUUAUUGUGGUCUGGUAUAACGAGAUCCGCUUAUAACGAGGUAAUUAGUCCACCAUUUCAGUUCUUGUUAUAGAGGGAGUCUACUGUAUAUGGUUCAUUGGAUAGUGAAAUUGUUAAGUACUCUUUGCAUGUGAAGUUUGUAAGUUAGUUAUGUAGAUGUCCAACAUAUUAUAUAUUAUCGCUGAAUGUAAAUAAAAUGAAUGUAAAAUAAAAUUUUUCUAAGGGUUAA